Mytilus trossulus (common blue mussel) is the source of this 3216-nucleotide messenger RNA. RefSeq lists its product as uncharacterized. The transcript has 2 exons. The record is from RefSeq and is a predicted model, not a curated record. Bases 118 to 2790 code for a protein of 890 amino acids. NCBI's taxonomy places the organism in Eukaryota, Metazoa, Mollusca, Bivalvia, Mytilida, Mytilidae.
UUACAUUUCAAUUAAGAACAUGAAGUAAUUGCAUAUUUUAAUUUCAGGUUUCAUAUUUCAAGAUUUUUAGUAUACAGCCCUCUGAAGAUAGAAAAGUUUUGGUAGAUAAUAGCCAGAAUGCCAAAGUUAAGGAAAAGAAGGGAUGUUCCUUCACAGAGAAAACGUAAAAAAGUCCAAUCUACUGACUUGCAUAAUGACCAUUCUUAUAGUAUGCCAAACGAGGAAAUUGUGCAACAAUGUCUGAAAGAAGAAGUAGAAGUGCAUGGAGAAAGGAUUGACCCUGACUUUCCUUUGUACACAGCUGAGCCUAUAGAGGACAUAGAACAUACCUCCUAUCAAGAAGAAGUAGCUAUAGACAUGAUAGAGGAAACCGAAUGUGUGACAUCAUCAUAUACAGACCCUUUCGAUAAACUUAAGCAAGAUGUUGUCCAGAGUGGUUGCAUCAGUUCACCAUAUGUUUUAGAUACAACCAGUGAUUCAAUCAAGAUAAUGCUCUUAUAUCCGUCAGCUGAAAGAACAUCUGUUAAAUUAAAUGUGAUGAUAAAUAGAGAUUUUUUUGCCAAAGUAUUUGUACACAGAAUCCAGCUCAGCCAAGACCAUGACCUAUGGAUCAGUUUACCAAGAGUGUUUGACAGUGUUAAACACAUCCAAACAUUACUUAUGAAAUUACAAAGUUAUUCUGUGUGUACAGGAAAUUUCGAGGCAGAUUUAAUGGCUUUCAUACCAGUGGGCACACCUGUUGAGAGUGCAGAAGGUUCUGCAAGUAGCCAAGGUUUUCGAGAAGGCGACUUUGAAGCAGUGAAAGGUACCAUUUCCUAUUCCUCAACUGUAAGAAGCAUGACCUGUUUACUACUUGUGCAGGGAAACAGAUGUUCACCCUGUACAACAUUAAGAAGAGUGCUGAUAAGUAGAAAACACAGAAGAGAAGAAAAAGAGAGAAAAAGUAAGGAAAACAUACCAAACUAUUUACACAGCACUAUAGGACAUACCAAGAUGUCCCGUACUGAACUAAUUACAAAAAUUCAUCAGCAGAAAAACAGAAUAACAACCCUACAAAGUGAAAUUGACAGAACUCAACGUAAGUUUCAACGCGAGGUUAGCAGUAAAGGUGUAACAUUAGACUUCUGUCAGACACUUGAAAUGCAAGAUACAAUGGCGGCAUGUACAACUGAAAUAAUGAAAGCAUUUCCUGAUGCCAAUUCAUAUCAACGCCUUUUCUGGGAAGAACAACAAAAGAGCACGAAUGUGAAGUCAUUGAAGGGUAUGCGAUGGCACCCAAUGAUACUGAGAUGGUGUCUGUACUUACGUCACAAAUCAAGUGCUGCCUACGAGGCUUUAAGAGAUUCUGGUUUCAUCACACUUCCAAGUUCAAGGACAUUAUUCGAUUAUUCGCAUUACACUAAAAGUGACAAUGGGUUUUUGCCAGAUGUAGUGAAAGAACUGAAAAAUGAGGCUUCGAAAAGAGAUAUGUACAGUACAGUUGAUCCAUGGAAGAAUUAUGUAGGACUUCUUUUCGACGAAAUUAAAGUGAAAUCAGACUUGGUAUAUGAUAAACAUAGUGGCGAACUAAUUGGAUAUUGCAAUCUAGAUAAGGUCGGAAACCAGAUAAUGAACUUUGAAAGAAGUAUGAAAGAUACAAGUUCUACAGAAACAGAUGCAGACAUUGCCAAAUACAUGCUUGUGCUAAUGGUGAGAGGUGUUGCAACAGACUUAAAAUUCCCUUUAGCAGGCUUUGCUACCUCAAGUAUUACUGCUGAUUAUCUUUAUCCAAUUAUUUGGAAGGCUAUUCGAAUUUUAGAGACCAACAUUGCUCAACUUAAAGUACUUUUUCUGACUUGUGAUGGCGCAUCUGCAAAUAGGAAGUUCUUCAACAUUCAUGGACAGGUGAAUGAAUUUAUUCAUUACACAACCAAUCCUUAUGCUAAAGACGAAAGAAAACUUUAUUUCAUCUCAGAUGUUCCCCAUCUUGUGAAAACAACAAGAAACUGUUUCAGCAAUUCUUAUUCACAUAAAAACACCAGAAAAAUGUGGAAAGAUGGGAAAGAUAUUUCAUGGAUGCAUCUGUUGAAAUUGUUUGAAGACCAUUGUGAACUAUCACUGUACAGUCCGUGUCCAAAAUUAACAAGAAGUCACCUUGACAUGACAACCUACGGUUGCAUGAAAGUCAACAUUGCAGCACAAGUUUUGAGCUCCACAGUAGCGAAUGCCCUUGAAAUGAUGUAUGGAGAUAAUGUAACCGAAACAGUUAAUUUCAUCAGAAUUAUGAACAAAUUUUUUGAUUGCUUGAAUGUAAGAAAUUUAUAUGAAGGUAGAAAUAAGAGAAAUCCUGACCUUGAACCAUAUACAACAGUCAAUGAUGAAAGAUUACAGUGGUUGAGAGUAGACUUUAUUAAGUACUUUGAUUCCUGGGAACAAUCAGUGAUGCAAAGAGCUGGUAAUUUUUCAAGGAAACAACUCAAAGGAAUGCAAUUGAGUCAUCAAACAUUGACAGGUUUUAAAAUCAGUGUGUUUUCAAUUGUAGACUGUGUUAAAUUUCUCUUAGAAUCUGGCGCAAAGUUUGUCCUGACACAUCACUUUAACCAAGAUCCCUUGGAGCAACAUUUUGGACACUACCGGCACAGGGUUGGGGACAAUAACAACCCUACAGUGAAUGAUGUUCGUCAUAUGAUGACCUCCAUGAGAGCGGUUGGAGCUCAAGCUUUGGCACCCAAACGAGGAAAUGUCAGUAACCAGAGAGACAGGAACUUUGUGAUUGAUAACACUUCGCUACCAAAGCGUAGAACAUAUUAAUGUUAGUAAUGCAAGAAGUUUUUUUGUACAAGUUUAAUUUACAUGUAUACUUGUCAUAUGUAUUUAUUUCCAAAUAAUGUAUUAUUAUGCAAAUCUAAUAGCAGUAUAUGAGUGUUUGGUAUUUUGUUAACAUUUUCAUGUAAACUUGAAAGGUGAACUGUACACAUGGUACAUGAACAUACAUGUAUGUACAAUUGUAUACGUAUGACUGCUGGUAUCCUUUAUAGUACAUAAACUAAAAAAAGUCUUAGUAAACCAUUGGUCAUGUCGCAUGUGUCGAUGCUUAUGAAAUUGAGAAAAAAUUUGUAAGGGUGCAAGUUUAAAUAUUUAUUUUUUUGUUCUCAGUACUUGGGUUUACCAAAAAGUUAUACAAAUAGACCAAGUUUUGAAUUUUCAGUUGAGUCCUUGCAUUUGAAAGAGUUUUAU